Messenger RNA from Aspergillus alliaceus, 1293 nucleotides. Its product is annotated as BRcat and Rcat domain-containing protein. The record is from RefSeq and is a predicted model, not a curated record. Gene Ontology annotation, biological process: positive regulation of proteasomal ubiquitin-dependent protein catabolic process; ubiquitin-dependent protein catabolic process; protein polyubiquitination. NCBI's taxonomy places the organism in Eukaryota, Fungi, Ascomycota, Eurotiomycetes, Eurotiales, Aspergillaceae. The transcript is spliced from 2 exons. The coding region runs from base 1 to 1293 and encodes 430 amino acids. Gene Ontology annotation, molecular function: ubiquitin protein ligase activity; zinc ion binding; ubiquitin conjugating enzyme binding. Gene Ontology annotation, cellular component: cytoplasm; ubiquitin ligase complex.
AUGGAAGGCGACGGAAGUAGGGAGUUGGCCUUGCAGCUACUUUUAGAAGAUCUUGAUCAACUUGAAGAUAUGCAAAAGGGGAAGCAGGUGGCCGGAAAUAGAACAGACAUAGAACUCGCAAUCGAGACUAUGAGGGACAGCGUUCUCGCCGCCCAGACCUCCAUCAAAGACCAGACAAUAGCUAUCAGUACGAGCACGGCUAUUGCUACAGAUCAGAACAUCCUCAUGUCCCUCAAGCGUGAUGAAAGGGUUGCUGAACAAGAUCGACAGUAUGCGAUUGGAUUGGACAGUAAUGCGCCCCUUGACUGGACUCGACGUGAACCAGUUCAAGAGUACGAUGAGGAGAACGAUGCAGUGUCCACAGUAAUGGGAGAUCUCAUGGAUCGUAUGACUCUGAGUGACAUAAUUACUAAUGGAGAAGCUUCUUCGCGAACACAGACGUUUGGAAUGGAAUGUGUUUCCUGCCUCGAGCAGGGCGAUGUUACUACUUCAUUCACUAGCUCUUGUGGCCACAUCUUCUGCCGCGACUGCACCAGGCAGCUGUUUCUCGGGGCAACCCAGGAUGAAGAAUUAUAUCCACCCCGCUGCUGUGGUCAGAUAAUGCCACCUGGAAUUGCCCUGAGAAUCCUGGACUACAAUGAGCUCCGAGCUUUCAGUGAGAGGGCCAUCGAAUAUGCCGCAAAAGACCGAGUAUACUGCGCUGAGCCAACGUGCUCCAAGUUCAUCCCCCCUUGGGCGAUUGAAGGGGAACACGGCACCUGCCCUGAAUGCCACCGGGAGAUGCAUUUGCCUUGCCGCUCUCUUGCGCACCCUGGGGUUGAUUGUCCAAUGGACGACACGCUUCAAUGUGUCCUAGCAAUGGCGGAUACGGAAAAAUGGAGGCGAUGCUUUAAUUGCCGAACAAUGGUAGAGCUUCAGCACGGAUGCAACCAUAUCACUUGCCGCUGCGGUCGUGAAUUCUGCUACGUCUGUGGUCUAGUUUGGAAGUCAUGCAGUUGCCCACGUUGGCAUGUAAACAGGCUAGUUGCCAUGGGAAAUCAAGCCGUCGAGGAGGAAGCCGGACCUAACGCAGACAUUGCUGUUCGUCAGGCAAUUUUCGAUCGGGUGGUGGAAAAUCUUCGUCACCACGAUGAUGUUGGGUGUGAGCAUUACAGAAACUCGCAAUGGGCUUGGCGUAAUCAAGGAAGUUUGCAAUGCGAGGUCUGCAACCAUAUUCUGCCUGAGUAUAUUUUCAUGUGCAAGAACUGUCGGAUGAGGGCUUGCAACAGGUGCCGGAGGCAUAGAUUGAGAUGA